This is a messenger RNA of Gastrolobium bilobum, 2265 nucleotides long. RefSeq names its product YTH domain-containing protein ECT2-like. Bases 95 to 2092 code for a protein of 665 amino acids. The record is from RefSeq and is a predicted model, not a curated record. Gene Ontology annotation, molecular function: mRNA binding. Gene Ontology annotation, cellular component: cytoplasm. NCBI's taxonomy places the organism in Eukaryota, Viridiplantae, Streptophyta, Magnoliopsida, Fabales, Fabaceae. The transcript is spliced from 9 exons. Gene Ontology annotation, biological process: mRNA destabilization.
UCUUCUCUCUGUGUCUCUAAAACCCCAAAGAACACGGAGUUGGCGGCGACCUUUUCUUCACUUCAACCUUUUCUCUCUCAAUUGGAUCAUAUUCAUGGCUGCUCUUGCUCCGUCUUCUGACAGUAAAGCUGCAGAUUUGCUGCAGAAUUUGUCCCUGGAUUCGGAGCCCAAGAACGUUGGAGUUCCUGAGCCUGCAAAGAAGAACGGACCUGUUUUUUCCAAUGGUACAGCUAAGGGGAUGGCCAAGCCAUUCAAUCCAAAUCCAAGCUUCAUUCAAAAUGGAUACCCUUCUACUACAUACUAUUAUGGAGGUUAUGAUGGUGGACAAGGUGAUUGGAAUAUUUAUUCCAGAUAUAUGAACCUUGAUGGAGGGAUGGCUCAAGGUGUUUAUGGGGAUAACUGCUCUUAUAUGUACCAUCAAGGUUAUGGUUAUACACCAUAUGGAGCUUAUGCACCACCAAAUUCCUCCUCUCCAAUCAUUCAACAUGAUGGUCAGCUCUAUGGGAUGCAACAGUACCAGUACCCUUGUUCUUAUUAUAAAUCUCCAGCUUCUGCUGAUGCGGCAUUUGCUCCAAACAAAAUCUGUGUUCCACAAGGGGGAAUUUCAACUGCAAUUAAUGCUGAUAAUGCCCCUCCAUCAAAUGUUAUGAAUAAAGGAAACACAUUUAGCAUGGCCAAUGGUGAUUAUACAAAUAAAAAUGGAUUAAAUGCAUUUUUAACUAGUUCCCAACACACAUCUUUGCAUGCAAAUGAUUCUUAUCAAGGGUCUAGCUUGCCAGUGGCUGUUCCUUUGUCAGGAUAUCAGGGUCCAAGAAUGAGUACUCAUGGUACACAGUCGGCAUUUCCUUCAGAUGUGUCAUCAAUUUCUGAUAGGCAGUCCAAACAUGCAGCAAAGGUUGGAUUAUCUUCACCAGUGCCUGUGAAAGAUUUCACAUCUCAAAGGAACCAAAGACUUCCUCAGCCACUUCCACAAUUCACAAACUUGCCUGGUUCAAGCCAUCCAUCUGGUCUGGAACUGGUUUCUGGAUUCAUGAACAGGAUGUAUCCAAGCAACAGGAUGAACAACCAAUAUGGAAACACAUUUCGAGGUAGUUCUCGUUUUGGAUCUGCUGCAUAUGGAUCUAGAACAGCCUAUGUGGAUAACAAGUUUAAGGCUACGGGUGAUGACUGUGGUGCUAACCAUUUAAGAAGAAAUAUGGAUGGUUUCAGUGAGCUAAAUAAGGGACCCAGAGCUGCCAAGAGUUCUGAUAACAGAAACAUCAAAAGUCUUGGACCUGUCACAUUAUUACUCAAAGGACAGAACCUUCCAGUGAAAAGUGAUAACAUAGAAGUGCCUCUGAUUCCCAAUAAGGAACAGUACAAUGGGGAAGACUUUUCUGAGAAUUAUUCUGAUGCAAAAUUUUUUGUCAUCAAAUCCUAUAGUGAGGAUGAUAUUCAUAAAAGCAUAAAAUAUAGUGUUUGGGCAAGCACCCCUAAUGGAAACAAAAAACUGGAUGCGGCAUAUCAGGAAGCCAAGGAGAAGCCCGGUGGCUGUCCCAUGUUUUUGUUAUUUUCGGUCAACACUAGUGGGCAAUUUGUUGGUUUAGCAGAGAUGGUUGGUCCUGUUGAUUUUGGUAAGACUGUGGAAUAUUGGCAGCAGGACAGGUGGACUGGUUGCUUUUCUGUGAAGUGGCAUGUCAUAAAGGAUAUCCCAAAUAGUGUGUUGAGGCACAUAACACUAGAAAACAAUGAAAACAAACCUGUAACAAAUAGUAGGGAUACUCAGGAGGUUAAGUUUGAGAAGGGUAUUCAAGUUGUCAAAAUUUUCAAGGAGCAUUCAAGCAAAACAUGCAUCUUGGAUGAUUUUGGGUUUUAUGAGGCUCGUGAAAAGGGGUCUCAGGAAAAAAAAUCUAAGGAACAGCAAUUCCCAAAACAGGUCAGCAAGCCCAGUGAUUUAACAAUUGGGACAGUUAUAUUACCCAAGUCUCUUGAUGCAACCAUGAUUAAUGAAUCAGGUACUGUAGAAGCAGCUGAAAUAAGGGUGAAUGCGGAGGAGCUGUUAGAAGUGAAUGGAUCGACCGCAGCACUUGAAGACUCUUCCAAGAGCUGUUAAACCAGUUGUUUUGCUUUGUUUUUGUUUUCCGCCCUAUUCCUUUAGUCAUGGAGUGAGUUGUGUUUUGAGUUUCAAAUUAUCCCUACUUAUUGGAGAUCUUGGUAUGUAGUGGAGUAUAUCAUUUUAGCUUUUUCUUGUCUCGUUUAAUAAAAUGUGACUGCUUUAGUCAUCAA